Messenger RNA from Heterobilharzia americana, 2636 nucleotides. NCBI's taxonomy places the organism in Eukaryota, Metazoa, Platyhelminthes, Trematoda, Strigeidida, Schistosomatidae. The record is from the annotation of a GenBank genome assembly.
GUAAAGGGUGGUUGGUUUAACUAACUAACGUGACUAUGUUGGUUCUAUUCGAGACUGCCGCAGGUUAUGCAGUGUUUAAGGUACAUGAUGAAAAAGGUGUUCGUGAGAUUGACGACUUGGCCAAAGCGUUUGAAGACACAGCCACUAUGAAUCAGCUGUAGGUCUUUCUAACAUUUCUCUAUGCCACAGUAAGGAUCCAACUAGAGCGAUUCGUGCAAUUCAAGGACACUAAAGAUGCUUUGGUAGCUGCAUCAGAUAUCUUAGAAGGGAAACUUUCCAAAAAAUUGAAGAAACUUCUUAAGAAGUUGUACGUUAAGGAACUCAGGGACGAUGUGCUUGCAGUAGCUGACAAAAAGUUGUCAGUCGACAUAAAUACGAAGAUGAGCAUACCAACAGUUAGUGACUCCCUCGUACAAAACCUCAUGAGGGGUAUCCGUUGUCACCUGGAUAGCCUGCUCCACUUGUUGAAGACGGUCACAUGAUGAGGAUGCGUUUAGGGUUGGCUCACAGUCUUGACCGCUACAAGCUAAAAUGUAACCCGGACAAGAUUGACACCAUGAUAGUUCAAGCAGUUGGCCUUAUGGAUGAGUUGGACAAAGAAAUUAAUAACUAUAUUAUGCGUGCCAAAGAAAUGUACGGUUGGCAUUUUCCCGAACUAUCAAAAAUCGUGUUGGAUAACAUAACAUAUGUUAAAGUUGUCAAGCGAAUUGGCCACAGAGUCAAUUCAAAUGUAGAUUUGUCUGAUCUAGUCCCUGAAGAGGUAGCUAGCGAGAUACGGGAGGCGUCUAUAGUCUCCCUUGGUACGGAAGUUAUAGAUGAAGACAUCACGAUGAUCAAUGAACUGUGUGACCAGGUAUUGGAGGCUUCUACUUCUCGGGCACAACUUCAUGAUUACCUUGUCAAGCGUAUGGUAGCAGUAGCUCCUAAUCUGACUGCACUCGUCGGUGAACUUCUUGGGGCUAGACUCAUAGCUCGUGCUGGAACCCUUGUCAACUUAGCGAAACACCCAGCAUCAACAGUUCAAAUACUGGGAGCAGAAAAGGCAUUGUUUCGAGCACUAAAGACACGUCAUAACACACCAAAAUACGGCUUGUUGUACCAUGCCAGUUUAGUGACGCAGUCGGAUGUACAGUUCAAAGGCAAGAUGUCCCGAAUGUUGGCUGCGAAGACAUCGCUGUCCGCUCGUUUGGACGCACUUGGCGAAGAAGGAGCUGACACGGAAAUGGGUAUCAGAGCCCGAGCGUACCUGGAAAACCGACUUCGACAGUUGGAAGCCGGAACGGUUAAUAAACAAGAAUGUUUAGAAAAUUUUAUUAUAACUGAACAUCCAAUAUAUUAUCGAUGUUUCACAUUACGUGUACGUCCAACUCCACCUGUACCAGCAGGACCUACAAAUGGUAUACGUUUAAUUCUUUAUCGUGGUUUGGUAAAUGUUUAUCCUUUAUUGAUGGUAGUCGAAGAAGAACCAUCGAUAAUUCAAUCUUCAGAUACAGAUAAAACAGCUUAUUUAAAAGAUGGUUAUUUUAUUGCAUUUCAUGAAGCUAACACUUUCCCAGUAUUUCCUGUACAGUCAUUACCAAAUGGGUUGUCGAUUCGUUUUGGUGAUACAAUGAGAAUUUCAUUGGAGCAAACUUAUCAUGAAGCUGUCAACCUAGUUGGACGUGUUUGUGUUGAUGAAGGGAAAGCUCCAUCUAUUGAAUUAGUUAAAUUUGAUAAACUGUCACGAAGUAAUAGUCAUCCUGGAGAAGAUCUUACACGUUUUAAAUAUACGCGUCAGGCGUGUAUUGCUAUUUUACGACAAAAGUUGACCUAUGAAACAUGUAAAUGUUUCACAGAAUCUUAUUCUAUACCAUAUUCAAUGCGUGAUAUUGGUCAAACUUGGUGUCAUGAUAUAAUGGAUAGCACAACAAAAAUGAUACAGGUUUGGAAUACUUUAAAAUGUGUAGAAAAAGUGGCUAAUCUUUCAGACCAUCAAAUUUUAGAACGAAUACAACCAUCAGUUCUAGGUGAUGGUAUAAAAGAUUGUCCUUUACGUUGUAAACGUCGAUUAAAUAAUAUACAUUCUAUUAUACGAACGAAAACUGUACAAAAUAUUAAUCCGAAAUCAUUAAUACCAUAUUUAGAAAUGCUUCAGUUGAAUACUUUCAAUGAUUCUUAUGUCAAAGCUGAUAGUUCUAUAUUGAAGGCAGAAGAUUUAAUUUUUAUUGAUAUACAUCCUGUUAGUGAGAUGAUUAAUCAGAUUAUUGAAGCACCAGGAUAUUAUCUGGCACGAUUUAUCAGUGAUCUUGGCGGUAUAUCUGGUCUAUAUGUAGGAGUGACUUUCUACACCAUUGCUGAAGUUAUUGAUUUGAUCACACAAUACUUAUAUCUAUACAUACCUUACUUUUACAGGGUAAUAAGACUUCAAAUGUUGAAAGAGAAGAAUAUGACCAAGAAAAUAAAACGACGCCUACAGUUAGCAAUACAUGAAAAAGCAAUUCAUGACAGUGGAAAUAACCAGAAUGCUGUAGAUUCGUGUGUUGAAAUCAAACGGUUUUACGAAGGCGAUUAAUUCAUCAAGUUUUCUUGACUGAUUACUCUGUAGACUACUUAUUUAUUUGUGAGUAGCACACAAAGAUAUAACAUUUUAUUUAUUA